Bombus pyrosoma is the source of this 2725-nucleotide messenger RNA. RefSeq lists its product as uncharacterized. Gene Ontology annotation, biological process: proteolysis. Gene Ontology annotation, molecular function: serine-type endopeptidase activity. Lineage: Eukaryota; Metazoa; Arthropoda; Insecta; Hymenoptera; Apidae. The record is from RefSeq and is a predicted model, not a curated record.
AUCCUCAACUCGAACGCGAUGGAUGUCAUUUUCUGAAUCGCGCGUGAAGUACAUAUCAAAGCUACAAUAAUUUAGAAACUAUACGUGAAAUCUGACACUUUGGUUUUUCUCAACAACUGUUAUCAUUUUAUGCGUUAAAAUGAUUAAGUUAUUUGCUUUUGGCAUCUUGCAAGCUAUGAUGCUUGUUGCAGUCGCUCAAUUUCAAGGACAAUCGAAUUGUGCGUCACUUUAUGGUGUAUCCGGUCAGUGCAUCGGAUUACGCCAAUGUCCACAAAUACUGAAUAUUCUUCAAACACGACCCCUUACACCACAAACAAUAAAUAUAUUAAGACAAAUACAGUGCGGUUUUGAUGGUCCUGAUCCUCGAGUAUGUUGCCCUAUACAAAACGGAAAUAUCAAUACACCAACUCGGAGCAAUGAAUCUCGUAUUGAAGAUAACACCAGAACAAAUUCGAAUUCUGAGCAACAAAAUACCAACAAUCAAAAUCUACAAUACGAUAUUUUUAACAAUCCUUUGCUUCCUACUGAAUGCGGGAAAGAUUUAACUCAAAGGAUCGUUGGUGGAGAACGCGCAGGACUCGACGAAUAUCCAUGGAUGACACUCUUGGAAUAUCUUACAUUAAAUGGAAUAUAUACUGCUUGUGGUGGAGUCCUCAUAAGUCAGCGUUAUGUUCUAACGGCAGCUCACUGUGUCAAAGGCAAAGAUAUACCAAGUACAUGGCGACUGCAAAGUGUCCGUUUAGGCGAAUAUAAUACUGAUACCAAUCCUGAUUGCGUUAAGGACGAUGAAAACAGCGAAAUUUGCGCGGACGAAACCGUGUCGGUUGAAAUCGAAGAACAAAUUGCUCAUGAGAAUUACCGGCCACGAUCAAGAGAUCAGAAAUAUGAUAUCGCUCUGCUAAGAUUGUCCCGUGAUGUUACGUUUACCAAUUACAUAAAACCUAUUUGUCUGCCACCAAAUGCUUCUCUCGGACAAAGACUAUCUGUUGCCGGCUGGGGAAAGACAGAGAACGGCUCAUCGUCGAACAUAAAACUAAAACUUACGUUGCCUAUAGUCGACAAAGUACAAUGCCAGAUGACUUAUGGAAACGUAGGAGUGGCAUUGGGUUACGGGCAGAUUUGUGCCGGUGGACAAAAGGGUAAAGAUUCGUGUAGAGGAGAUUCUGGUGGGUCUUUAAUGGCUGUAGAACGAGAUCGCAGUGGUAGCGCUAGAUGGGCAGCUGUUGGUGUUGUUUCCUUUGGACCAUCACCUUGCGGCAUGCCUGGAUGGCCUGGCGUUUAUACUAGAGUAACUGAUUUUGUACCCUGGAUACAGCAAAAUGAGACCUUGAUAUUUAUAUUGAAAUUAUUCGUCCAAUCUACAUCUAAUCUUUAUACCUUUAAAAAAUAUAAAUCUUCAAACUUGUUUCAAGAAAAAGAAAAAGAUAGCUUUGACGAUAGCUUUGAUGAUAGUUUCGAAAUCAACAUGAUUAAUCAUUUACUUUUAGUCGGAAUUUUGGUUUUAUGCGGAGUCAGUGCGCGAGAUAUAUGUACCACGCCACAGAAUAAAACUGGUGUUUGCAUCAAUAUACACAGUUGUCAACCAAUUGUAGAGAUUCUAAAACAAGAAAAACCAUUGCCAAAGGGUACUUAUGAUUAUUUGAUCAGUUUACAAUGCGGAUUUGAGAAUAAAGAUCCCAAAGUGUGUUGCGAACAGCGUUCGUUAUUAAUUGAAUCCACAACCACAACGACAACCACAACCACAACAGAAAAUCCGUUGUUUAUUCCCGAUCCCCCAGACGUCACGAAUCAUCCGAAUUUACCAUUACUGGAUCAUAAUUUGUGCGGCCCAAUAUCGCAAGAAAAGAUUUUUGGUGGCAACAAAACACGCAUAUUUGAUUUUCCAUGGAUGGCAUUGAUCGCCUACAAUACUGGGAAACAAAUCCCAGAAUUCAAAUGCGGAGGAUCGUUAAUCAAUAAACGAUAUGUACUCACCGCUGCUCAUUGUAUUACAACGCUACCGAAUGAUUUUACAUUAAUCGGAGUACGACUAGGAGAACAUAAUUUGAAUACCGAGCGCGACUGUGACAAAGACGAAGAUGGUAUCGAAAUCGUUUGCGCUGAAAGAUAUCAAGAUAUCGGUAUAGAAAGUAUGCACUUUCACCCACGAUAUACAAGAGCGAGAUUACAAAAUGACAUUGGUUUGCUGCGACUGGAUCAGGACGCUGAUUUUAGACCACAAAAUGUGCGGCCUAUUUGUAUGCCAAUCGGAUCAGCUGCAACUUUGACUAGAAAAAAAGUAAUAGUAACGGGUUGGGGCGCAACUGAACGUGGACCACAGAGUCCGGACUUGCUGCAAGUUCAGUUACAACUAAUAGCCACAAAUAAAUGUGCAGAAAUGUAUGAAAGACAGGCGCGAAUUUGGCACAAGCAAAUGUGCGCAGGCGGUAAAAACGGUACGGAUUCUUGUUCGGGAGAUAGCGGUGGACCACUUCAGGCUCCAGGAAAUUAUAACCAUAAUUUAAAAUUCAUUCAAUAUGGAGUUGUCAGUUUUGGACCUCGCAUGUGUGGUACGACAGGAAUACCUGGAGUUUAUACAAAGAUUGUGUAUUACCUAGAUUGGAUUUUAGAUACUAUCAGGGCAUAAAAUAUGCACACAUAAUAUUGAAACUGUUGUUAAUAUUUUUAAAAUUAAGAAUUUAUAGACUUUUUAAACAUCGAAUAAAAAUUAAUCUGGUAUUGUUAA